Messenger RNA from Rubroshorea leprosula, 829 nucleotides. Lineage: Eukaryota; Viridiplantae; Streptophyta; Magnoliopsida; Malvales; Dipterocarpaceae. The record is from the annotation of a GenBank genome assembly.
ACCCAAACUCCUAAAGCCAUUUCAAAACCAACUCAAAUUCGAAGAAAAUUAGUUGAAGUAGAUAUGGAAAUGGGUUUCGUCAAGUUCCUGUUCCUUUUUGUCUUCCUUCUUUUCGCCCUUGAUGGUGGUAAGGCGGCGGACAUGUCGGCGGAGUGUAAUGACGACCUCCAGAAGUUGAUGACGUGUCUGAACUUUGCGCAGGGGAAGGUGGCGACGCCGACAAAGGAGUGUUGUGAUUCGGCUACGAGUAUUAAGGACAAGGAUCCCAAGUGCUUGUGCUAUAUCAUUCAGCAGAUGCAGAGCGGCAGCGAUACGCUGAAGAGCAUGGGUGUGCAGACAGCGAAGCUGCUUCAGCUCCCUUCCGCUUGCCAGUUGAAGAACGCUAGCAUCUCUAACUGCCCCAAACUUCUAGGCCUAUCUCCGGGCUCACCAGAAGCCGCCAUCUUCACAAACAUCUCCUCCUUAGCGCCACCGACUACGGCUUCUCCAGUAACAGGAUCAUCUGCGGCGGACACAACUUCGGCAUCAAGUAGGACCCAACACGGAUCCUACAUCGCCUGCCCUGUGGUUCUGGUUGCUGUGGCCAUCCUUUUCCAUGCAUUGCCAGCUGGGUCGGCCACUUUGUUUUAGCUUUAAGCCUCUCUGAAGAAUGAACAACACUUACGGCUGUCUGCUUCUUUCUUGUUUUGUCCAAACUUUCAAGACUUCUUUACCCUUACCAUUCCAGUUGUAUUAUGGUAUCUUACUCUUUACAAAACUUAUCUAUGGUUAUUUGCUAGCUCUAUCUUUUUAAGUUUCAAGCUUUCACAUCCUAUUUUCAUCAUAUUCA